Arabis nemorensis is the source of this 2109-nucleotide messenger RNA. The record is from the annotation of a GenBank genome assembly. NCBI's taxonomy places the organism in Eukaryota, Viridiplantae, Streptophyta, Magnoliopsida, Brassicales, Brassicaceae.
AUGACUCAGCAAAAGAUAAAACAGCUGAAAGAGUUUCUAAAUAGGCAACUGGAGACCCUCCUUCAGCACUUCUCUGUGGAGGCACAUAAGAAUCUCGCUCUUCAAUGUCUGUCAGAGGUUGCAGCACGUAAUCCUGGGGACUUAUACAACAUGCGAUAUGUCAACAUGUACAGCGAAUUCAUCACGAUGUUGCAGGCAAUCCUUCCUUUGGAUACAGAUAUCCCUGCGGCAUAUUCAACUGGAACUAGUGAAGAUCAGGCAUAUAUGUUAUGUGGUUCUUCCUGGAACUUUAGGCUUCAGAUGUCCAACCGAGGGAUGAUUUUACAUAAACGAAUCCUAGAAUCUGCUCCCGAAAAUGUUCUUUUGUUACGUACCGGUCUGGAAUAUCUCACUCACAUAUCAUAUGUUGAUGACAAUGUAGUAUUUAAGGUUUGUUUGGCCUUUYGGGAUCCAUUAGUUUUGGAGUUGUGUGAGUCGCAUCAUCAUGCUGAGCACUCUGCACUGAUUACACGCCCGUUUGUAUUGAUGAUGAAUUACUUUCAAAAAUUUUGUGGCGGCACAGAGCGGCAAAAUAUGUAUUCUCAUAUAUUGUCAAGGUUAAGGAGGCUCAUGAUUAGUCGCAUGACUAAGCCUGAAGAAGCGCUAAUUGCUGAGGACGAAAAUGAGAACAUUGACCAUCUCGAGUAUAAGUUAGUGCGGAAGACAUUAAUCAACCUUUUAGACCUUGAUCCUGAUGAUACCGAACAACAGAUAYUGAGUAUGCUAAGCGAAGAGAUACGCCAACUGUCAAGCAAACUGAUAAGCACAGAGAUACGCCAACUGCUAAAAAAAGAGAACCGGCCUUGGGACAAUCUGAACACUUUAUGCUGUGCUAUUGGGUCUAUUUCUGGUUCCAUGGGAACAGAACAGGAAAACRGAUUUCUGGUGAGGGUCUUAAAAGAUCUGUGUAGUUUAUGUGCAAUUGCCAAGGACAACGACUAUAAAGCUGCUAUUGCAACUAACAUCAUGUAURUAGCUACUCGGUCUACAAGAUUCUUAAUGGGCAAUUGGACGAUUUUAAAAAUAAUAGUUCGUAGGCUGUUCGAGUAUAUGAACUAUCCUCAUCCCGGUCUAAAGGAUCUGGGUUGCGAGACAUUCAUAGYAAUUGCUCAGCAGUUGAAGUUCGAAUUUGUUUAUGUUCAGGUUGGUUGUAUGGUCCAGGCAGAACCAGAUCCUCAGAGGAAGGCUGAUUACCUCGAGAGGUUGAUGGAUUUCGCGAAUAAGGAAUGGCCACAGUUUAUAGCGCAAGCACGUCAGGGGGCAGAUGUUCUCAUGGUGCCAAAUAAUAUACGUUAUGUGCUUGGUGUCAUCCAGGCAAAUACGGUGGUUGCCACUUCACUAGGAAGUUCUUUCUUACACCAAUUUUCACGGAUCUUCUCGGAUAUGCUGGAAAUCUACAGAAUGUACAGUGAGCUCGUGCCAAACAACAUUGCUUUGAGGACAGAACUAAGGUCUGUGAAGAAGGCAAUCCUUAUUCUGAUAGAAACGUUUUUAGACAAAGCUGAAAACCUGCCAGGCAUUGUAGAACAAUUUGUUCUACCAAUGAUGGAUCCAGUAGUUAGUGACUAUGGAACAAAUGCUUGGRGUGGAAGGGAAUCAGAAGUUCUAUCACUCUUUGCGAUGUUAAUAAACAAGUACAAGGUUGUAAUGCAAGAUUUGGUGGCGCCUCAUAUUUUUGAAGCUGUUUUCCAGGGGCAGGGCGCUUUGGAGCUGAUUACUAUGAAUUUUGAAGCUGAUCCAGAGCACUGCCUCAAGUUUUUCGCGCAAAUGGAGAGAAAUAUCGCCGAAACUGGGCUUAACCUCUUGCUGGAGAUGCUGAAAAAGUUUCAGGUUGAGAGCGGUUCUCUGACGGAACCUUUGUGGGAUACUGCAACGGUACCUCAUCUGUAUCUAGACAAUGCCACUUUUGUCCGUGUAUCUACCAUCAAUCUUCUAAGCUCAUCAUUCCCUAACAUGACUACAUCAGAGGUGACCCAAAUUGUGGAUGGACUUUACGAUUCCAGGAGAGACCUAGGCAGGUUUAAGAAUCUCAUACGAGACUUUCUUAUACAGUCAAAGCAUUUUAGCUGA